AAAUACAUGUGUGUCACCAGUGUCAUGAUUUAUCCUAUAAAACGCGACACCGAGACCUCUCAGUUUAAACACGGAUUAAACUUCGCAGUUUCCGUACUCGUAUCACUGGAUUAGAAUAUCCUUACAUAUUGUACAAUGGCUUUAAGUCGUAAACUAUUUAGCGUAUUCAUAUUGAUCUCUCUUAUGUUUUUCGUUAACGUUCGAUCGAGGCCCGCGGAGAAUGAUUCGCUGUCAAAAAUAUCAGAGGGGGAGAUGAUGGAGACGGCCGAAUCUCAGAACCCAUUUUUGCCGCGUUUCGCUAUGAAGAAGUUAAGAGAAAGGAAUGACAGAUUUAGAGCACAGAGACGAGGCAAUCCAGCGCAAAGAGGAUAUCAACCGAAUAGAAGAUAUGUGAAAUGCAAUCAUUAAAAGAAAUGAAAAAUCAUAUAAUUUUAUUGCUUGCAUUGGGUCUCGGUAGCGUUGCAGCGGAAUCUGUCUUGAUACAAGAUGGCGAUAAGAAAUUACUAUUGUCAGAAAGUAAUGACUCAGGAACCAAUCACAAAGAAGGACCUGCAAACAAUAAUGAAACAGAAAAGAAUGUGAAUAAUAUAAGCGUUGAAUCAUUACAGAAACAGCAACAAAAUAACGACGAUUUCGUGAAUAUUGUUAUUGAAGAAAGUGUUGAGACAACAAACACUGAGGCACCUUGUGAUCUACAGGAAUCAUUGUUGUUUGAUAUUCAGGGAAAUAAUGUCAUGAAUUUUGAUGACCAAUACGUCCCUAUGCAGGAAGAAGACUAUUUCUUCAGUGAUAUUGUAAACAAAGAUCCAAACGAAUUAAUGGACACAGCCUCCGGAUUCGUGCCCAUUCCGAUUUUUAGGCGUCAUAAGAACAAUCGCAAAAAAUAUCCCAACAUGCAAGCAAAAAGACGGUAUUAUAGAAGACCGUAUACCUACAAUCCUUAUAGACGAUUUUACUUUUAUCCCUACUACCAAUAUUAUCGUCCAAGCUCUCUACGAUUUUACUAACUUAAAUCACUAAGAAUUAUAACAUAUUAAUAUUGUAUAGGAUAACAGGAAAAAAUAAAUUUUAAUAAAACACAAACACAUUUUCACGUUUUUUUAAUACA
Danaus plexippus (monarch butterfly) is the source of this 1108-nucleotide messenger RNA. RefSeq lists its product as uncharacterized. NCBI's taxonomy places the organism in Eukaryota, Metazoa, Arthropoda, Insecta, Lepidoptera, Nymphalidae. The coding region runs from base 396 to 1007 and encodes 203 amino acids. The record is from RefSeq and is a predicted model, not a curated record. The transcript has 2 exons.